UUUAUUCAAAUGACGUCACCACGCGACGGCAGCCUGACGUAAACUAUCUGCGACGCUGCACAGCGAGAGCGAUGGCGGUGUCCCAACCGAGGCUCGAGAAAGAGAGCGAUGACUGCUCUCUGCUGCCUUUAGUUCACGAUAUUAUCAAAUGCAUGGACAAGGACAGCCAGGAUGUCCACCAAGAGCUGGCCAAGCUGAAGGCGAAGAUCCAGGAGGCCCGGGAGCAGAUAUCCAACAUGCCCGGGAUAGAGAGCAGUCCGGCGGAGCAGCAGCAGCAGCUGGCCACGCUGCGGGAGCAGGUCCGGACCAAGAACCAGCUGCUGCAGAAGUACAAGAGUUUGUGUAUGUUUGAUGUGCCCAAAGCAUCGUGAAGCUGAAGGCAGGACUUCUGAUGUGACUGGGGCAAGGAGGACUUUUUGUGUGCGUGUUGAUUCCCUCGCCCAUGGAGCAGAUACAUGUGGGAUUCAAGAACACAGGAUGGACGUUUAAACAGAUGAACAAGAACUUAUUUUCCUCAGUUGUAUCGCAGUGCAAGAUGGUUUUUGUACGCCAGACAGCAUCCUCUUUUUCUCCUUGAGCAUUGCUUUGCGAUGAAUGGAAACUUUAAAGUAUUUGUAUUAAAUGUGUUUUUUUUAAUUGUCUAGUUUUCUUAUCUUGUGAUAUAUUGUAAUAAAAGUAACAGAUUAAGAAC
Molecule: messenger RNA, 691 nt
Organism: Acanthopagrus latus (yellowfin seabream)
Lineage: Eukaryota; Metazoa; Chordata; Actinopteri; Spariformes; Sparidae
Gene: med9
Product: mediator complex subunit 9
Exons: 2
Coding region: 72-371 (99 amino acids)
Biological process (GO): regulation of transcription by RNA polymerase II
Cellular component (GO): mediator complex
Molecular function (GO): transcription coregulator activity
Source: RefSeq, a predicted model, not a curated record